AGUGACAAGCGAUAGAACUCACAGAAAUGUCCGCUGUUACCAACUCGGUGUGUGCUCUAGCCGGAAAGUUUCGAGGAUGUCUUGUUGGUUCGCUGUUGGGUGAUUGUCUGGGAGCGCCCUUCGAGGGCGACUUUCCAGUUUCAAAGUCGGUGCUCACAUCUUACGUAUCAAAACUGUUAGAAGAGUCCUCAAAAGGACUUUUACCCUUCCGACCUUACACGGAUGACACAGCAAUGACAAGGAGCGUGGGUCAGUCACUGAUAGAUAACAAAGGGUUUCACGCCAGUGAUUUGGCUAGAAGGUUCACUACCGAAUAUUACGAUCAGCCAAAGCGUGGAUAUGGGAUGAACGUUGUGGACGUGUUCCAUGCGCUCAAGAAAAACAACUUCGAAGAUCCAUAUGGACCUGCCAAGGAUCAGUUUCAAGGCAAAGGUUCAUACGGGAAUGGCGGAGCGAUGAGGGUCGCCCCAGUGGCACUUUUCUGCUACAACAAUGACGAAAAAUUAAUAGAUCUCGCUGAGAAGCAGGCCCAGAUCACGCACUCUCACCGCAAUGGCUACAAUGGUGCUAUCUUACAAUGCCUUGCUGUAUAUCAAGCUGCCAGAUCUGAUUCCAACAUCCCUCUGAACAAGGCAGCAUAUCUUGACUAUCUUUUGGAAAAGAUGGAUGCUAUUGAAUCAAAAGGCGUAACAGUUCUGAACCCUGCAGAAGACAAACCUUACACCCAGUCGCUCAAGAACAUGAAACGAUUUCUUUGUGAUGACCCCCAAGAUCUCUCUGCAGAAGAGGUGGCAGCCCUCUUCGGAAAUGACGUUUCAGCUGCAAAAUCUGUUCCUACUGCUGUCUAUACUUUCUUGAGAUCUCAGGAGCCUCUUAGUUUCUUUGAGACGGAGAGCCCAUUCGUCCGAGCUGUGGUGCUAUCCAUUGCAGUAGGAGGAGAUACGGACACGAUUGCUUCAAUGGCUGGGAGCAUCUCGGGUGCCUUUCACGGAAUAGCAGGCAUACCAACCAGACUCCAAAGGCAUUGUGAAGGUCUUGACAAUGCAAUUAAAAUGGCGGAUGAGAUUUACGAAUUAGUCGGAGCACACUAGGUGACAAGUGAGGCAGUUGUAAGGCACUACUUUGCCGUGUAGUGUACCCUUUGAGACUGGCAGGGUUCCCAUUUAUCUACAUGUAAGCAGGCUGCCCUAGUCAAAUCUUCUUGCCUUUGGAAAGCUACUUCAUGUUCUUGUUUCUGGUUGCUUGCAUAAGACAUGGAUCAUAUCCUAUGAAAUUUGUCCGGAUUGACUUUACACGUUUUUCUGGCCAGCUAUAGUUCCUACGUUUUAAAGGGGUUGUGACACAUUCAUAUUCGCGGUGAAUUGCGUCAUACCAGCAUUGUUCGCACGUCAGAGUAAUAAGUAAAAAAAGAAUUGUUCUCCUACACGGGUGUAGCCGACGAGAUGCCGGCCCUUGAGCGCACUGCCACUACGAGCAACAAUGUUAGAAGCGUGAGAGCCUCAAUGAUUCCUGUCGUAUCUUAGAAGUACAUGACAUCUCCCAAUGGUGCUGCCCACUGAUGCCCACCACGAUACCACAGUCCAGCAGCGUAGCCAGAAAACGUUUCGGGAGGGGUUGUAUGGGGACUUUACUUGGGCAAGGAGGAUUUCCCCUCGUUUCCCUCUCCCAAAUGCACUACCAUAGGUACCAUUUUGAGAAAGGAGGGGUUUGAACCCCCAGAACCCCCCCCCUUUUGGCUACAUCAGUGCCACAGCCACAUGAGUCGUGAUGUUCACAGUGCUCAACUUCUACGUGUCUGUUAUCCCCGUUGCUGCAAAACUUGCAUUGCCGGUUCAAAUUCAUGCAAAUAACCGUCUCAUACAUUGAUCCAAUAGAAUCUGUGGCGAACUAUCACAAUCCCUUUAAUUUUAGCUGGUCAGAUGUUGUUAUUCACUUCAUACAAGUGAACAGAAAGUCUAGAACUGUAUAAUCUUUCCCUUAAGUAGUUCUUUCAAUUCCUUCAAUUUUGAUGUUGCGGUAAGCUUCUUGUGUGCAGGGGUGGUGUUGGCAACUAAGGAGAAUGCAUUAGUCCCCAUGACUACAGGUGACCCAUGUUUAGGAGUGUCCCGUUCAUAUGCCCAUGAUGCAAAGUAUGACAAUAUGUUUCCCCCUCCAGUUGAGCGAUGCCUUCUCUGGCUACUACGUAGUCUGCUAACAAAAAAUCUGAUUUUUCCUUAAUUGGAAGUCCAGAAGGGACACCUUGAAAAUAUGAGUGGCAGUAUAUUGUACGUGUAUACUGCAUAUAAAUUAGACAAAAAUAGCACCCUCUGAAACCAUUGUUGAGACUCCCACCAGGCACCAGCCAUGGGUAUCGCUGUUUGCUACUCCCGUAGCAACUGCCCUGUGUACAGCUAUUGACGGGCAGGUCAGCUUGUCAUCAUGCAGAUUUUAAUUGAAGUGUGUGUGUGUGUUGUUUGUUUCUUUUUGCAUGUGCUGUUCUUAGUGAGAUCAACCUCCAUUUCAUAUGAACUUGUACAACGAAUUUUAUGUAGUUGUAGCUCAUGAAGCUUAAAUAAAGGUUAUUCGGUCGAGUAA
Ornithodoros turicata is the source of this 2574-nucleotide messenger RNA. Its product is annotated as ADP-ribosylhydrolase ARH3-like. Lineage: Eukaryota; Metazoa; Arthropoda; Arachnida; Ixodida; Argasidae. The transcript is spliced from 6 exons. The record is from RefSeq and is a predicted model, not a curated record. Gene Ontology annotation, cellular component: mitochondrion; nucleus. The coding region runs from base 27 to 1091 and encodes 354 amino acids.